AUGAGGUCGAGAUCUGCAGACGAGAGACGCCCGCUGUUGGCCGACGAAGCCUUGGUCGAUCAUCCUCCAGACUUCCAAUGCUCUACCAACCCGUUUGCCAAUUUGCCUGUCUAUGCAAACAUUCACAGGGUCAGACAAGAAGUCAUCGUCAGUCUUGACGACUCUUAUUCUCUAGAUCAACUGAGGGCACCCAGGAUCAAUGUCUCAGUCGUCAGGCCGUUAGUGAAUAGAUUAUGGGAGAUCCGCGAUGUGUCCAUUGUCUAUUGUCUGCUCGUCAACAAACUGCAAUUUCUUCGCGAACAGGAUUUCGAGACACAUCAGACGGUCCAUACGACUAGGGCACAUCUAUGCGAGUUGGUGGCGCUCAAGAUACUCCGCCGCUUCGAUGAAGACCAUCCUGGAAAUGAUGGCUUGUGUUUGCUAUGCAACAUCAUGGUCGCCGGUUUCAAACCCUUCCAGAAUGCCCCUCCAGAGAUCAUCAAGGAGAGCAACCGGGCAAGCGGUUGGGCUGCCCAAAGAGGCGCAGCCUACGAGAAGAAGUCAACAGCAUUGGAGGUGGCGAUCAUCUCUGAUAGCAAACUACUGAUAAGCUCUCCGGCCUCUCAGAAGGUCAUGGAUGCUAUCUACGUGGGGCGCAUUAUCUACACUCCCUCUUCCUUUCUUGAUAUCUUACCAGAUCGAUACAAGUACAAACCCAUCAUGCUCUAUCGACCUGAAGAUGCCCCCUUGCUGAAUCAGUAUCGGCUGAUGGUCCCACGAACCAGAAACUUGCUAGACAUCUGCCAAUUCAUCGUGCUAUUGGUCCUCUACGUCUUGGUCAUGCAGAAUCGGAAUUACGUGAAAUUCACAGGCUAUGAACUGAUCUUCUGCAUUUACGCCCUUGGCUGGGUCUUGGACGAGUUCGCAUCAGUGCUAGAGCAUGGGUGGUAUUGCUACACCCAGAACCUCUGGUCAUUCUUGGACGCUUUCUUCGCCGGGCUCUUCCUCGUCUACUUCGCCCUCCGCAUGCAUUCCUUAGCGACACACAACAUUGCACGGUCUGCCGCUCCCGCUUUAGACAUUCUAUCCGCAGCAGCACCAGUCCUCAUCCCGCGCCUAGCGUUCAACCUAAUGACGAUGAUGUCCGACUUCCUGUUGCUCACAAUACUUGCCAUCUGGUGCUUCGGGGGCUUCCUUCUCAGUUUGUCUUGGCUCAGUGGUGAUGUCUUCGACAAUGUGACUAUUUCCAAAUGGAUGCUCUACGUAUGGUUCGGCCUAGACGGUACAGGCAUACAAAAGUCCGUCGAAUUCCAUCCGAUCAUUGGGCCAACCCUGUUCGUCGCCUUUGCAUUCUUGGGAAACACAUUGUUCCUGACAAUUCUCGUCUCGAUGCUCAGCAGCACCUUCGCCAAAAUCGCGUCCAAUGCCUCAUCCGAGGUCCAAUUCCGACGCGCUGUCCUCACCUUCGAAGGUGUCAAGAGCGACUCCAUCUUCGCUUACAUGCCACCCUUCAACAUCUUAGCACUCUGCUUGGUGCUCCCGAUGAAGCUAUUUGCCUCGCCACGCUGGUUCCACAAGAUCAACGUCGCACUCAUCCGCUUUCUCAACGCGCCUCUCCUCCUUGCGAUAGCCAUCUGGGAACGCCACAGCCUCUGGCCGGACUCGGACCCUCACAUAGGGGGACGAAAAACGCUUUUGUCUCUAUCCAAAUGGACACACGAGCUCGUACGCUGGUGGGACUUCUCUCGCUUCUCCGUCCAUGGCGACAUAGAACUAGUCUUCGACUUCGACCCCCCGCAGGUCGUGGCGGAUGAUGUGUCAGAGCUGGAAGAGGCCAAGGCUCACCACACUCAAGCCGGGUCAAGAAGUGGCCCGUCAUUGAAGCCGGAACCACCUCGCCGGCAAAGCAGUGGGAAGUUGAAACCAUCGAAGCGGAAGGAAUCGUUCGCUACGAUGAACGGGCUCGCGGACACCGUUGCGGACUUCUUCCACGAGCAUGGCGGUGCGGAGAUCAAUGCGAAGUUCAGCGCGCUGGAGAAGCAGAACAAGAAGAUCGAAGCUAUGCUGGAGAAGAUUUACCAGAACAUGGGUGGCGAUGACAGUGAAGAUGACAAUCAGCCUAACGCAGAUUAG
This is a messenger RNA of Bacidia gigantensis, 2112 nucleotides long. RefSeq lists its product as uncharacterized. The coding region runs from base 1 to 2112 and encodes 703 amino acids. NCBI's taxonomy places the organism in Eukaryota, Fungi, Ascomycota, Lecanoromycetes, Lecanorales, Ramalinaceae. The record is from RefSeq and is a predicted model, not a curated record. The transcript is spliced from 2 exons.